AUUACAUCGAAGGCUAAGAAACCGCAGAUUCAUCCCUCAUAUCUUUAUCCCAAAAAUUUGCCCUUCCCUUUUCUUUCACCCUCUCGUCUCGUCGCGAUAAACAUAAAUUUAAAGGCUGUGCCACGUGGGACUCGACCUGAGACAUUUGGCUUUGGGCUAAUUCACUUUCAGUGAUGAUGACAAUGCUUGAUCUUGAUAGACACAAGUGAUGGCUACAUUACUAGUGGCACUACUGACUAUAUUAUCUUUGGUUGUGGUCGGAAUCGAAGCAGGCCAAAACGUAAUCAUCUCCCUAUUGGACUCCGCUAUUGCCAAAGGAGCUGUUUGUCUAGACGGCACCCCUCCGGCCUAUGCUUAUAGACCAGGGUUCGGAGACGGAGUCGACAACUGGCACAUAUUCCUAGAGGGUGGUGCAUGGUGUCAGAAUGUAGAUGAAUGUCUCACUAGAACCAAAAUACCAUCAGGAAGUAGUGCUAAGCUUAUAUCGACAAAGAAUGGUAGCGUACCCUUCUCAGGGAUGCUCGCUAACAAUUCCACCUUUAAUCCCGAUUUCUACAAUUGGCACGUGUUCAAAAUCUUCUAUUGUGACGGCUCAUCUUUCAUGUCCGAUGUUGAGGAUGUAGACCCGAAGCACAACCUGACUUAUAGAGGUGCGAGAAUAUAUGAUGCCAUGAUGGAUGAGCUCCUACGAAUCGGAAUGGGAAAUGCUAAAAAUGCUUUACUGUCAGGGAUUUCGGCAGGUGGAUUAGCCACAAUUUUACAUUGUGAUAAGUUUCAAUCGUUGUUUCACAAGACAACUAGAGUGAAGUGCUUAUCUGAUUCAGGCUUUUUUAUUCAUGGAGAGCAUUUUAUAGGAGGUGAUUUGAGAGAAUCUUUCUUUUCUGGAGUGGUAUCAACACAUGGUUUGACGAAUACGUUGCCCACAUCAUGCACAUUCAAAUUUAGCCCAACUCUGUGUUUAUUUCCUGAAAAUUUGGUCCCAGAUGUCCAAACUCCACUAUUUUUAAUUGAAUCAUCAUUUGACUCAUAUCAGAUAUCACAAACUUUGUUCAAAGAUAAAAGUCCGAGCUGGAUCAGUUGCAACCAAAACUUGAUGACUUGCAAUUUGACUGAGAUAGAAAUCAUGAAAGAUUUUAGGUUCACAAUCAUAAAUACGCUGAAAAGUACAAUUGCGAGUAGCUCCUCAAAGAGAGGCUAUUUUGUACAUAGUUGCUACCUACAUGGCCAUAUGGAAUACAAAGGCGGUUCGACAUGCUCAUCUUUUAUUGGAAAUGGACUUGCUAAUAAAACAAUAGCACUAGCCGUGGGAGAUUGGUAUUUCGACCGGAGCGAGUUCCAGGAGAUGGAUAUGCUCAACAACUUGCCACGGAACUGCACUAGCACCGACGACUAUCCUACUUUUGAGAAAAAGUGUAGCGAUUAUUAUAUUCAGCAUCAUCAGAAACCAUAAAUUGAUAGCAUGUGAAUUUGAAUUUCUAUUUUCAAUUAUGA
Messenger RNA from Salvia splendens (bonfire salvia), 1491 nucleotides. RefSeq names its product pectin acetylesterase 11-like. The record is from RefSeq and is a predicted model, not a curated record. Gene Ontology annotation, cellular component: plant-type cell wall. Bases 209 to 1450 code for a protein of 413 amino acids. Gene Ontology annotation, molecular function: pectin acetylesterase activity. The transcript has 14 exons. Gene Ontology annotation, biological process: cell wall organization. Lineage: Eukaryota; Viridiplantae; Streptophyta; Magnoliopsida; Lamiales; Lamiaceae.